Messenger RNA from Aspergillus homomorphus CBS 101889, 1030 nucleotides. Its product is annotated as N-acyl homoserine lactonase family protein. The transcript has 3 exons. NCBI's taxonomy places the organism in Eukaryota, Fungi, Ascomycota, Eurotiomycetes, Eurotiales, Aspergillaceae. The record is from RefSeq and is a predicted model, not a curated record. The coding region runs from base 13 to 897 and encodes 294 amino acids.
CUACAAUCGAUCAUGUCUGGUAUUCAGGCCCAGCUUGACCAAGGCGCGGUCCCCCACGCUAUUUCCAAUGUCUGCCCUCCCGGCACCAAAUUUCACCUCCUCGAAGUGGGAUGGCUGGAAUGUGACAAGGGCUUUGUGAUUCGUGGUGGCAACACCAGCCUCAAGUCGACCGAGAAAUCUUCCUUCGUGAACGAACGCUGCGAGAUGCCCAUGUAUUGCGUCCUCAUCGACCACCCGCACGAAGGCUUGAUUUUGUGGGAGACGGGCAGUGGGAAAGAUUACCCCGAGGUCUGGGGCCCGGUGGUAGCCGACAUCUUCGCUCGGGUGCAGUACGAGCCUCGCCAUGAGCUGCGCGCCGCCAUCGAGGCCACUGGCCAUCGCAUCGAGGACAUCUGCAAGAUCAUCAUCGGACAUUUACAUCUGGACCAUGCGGGUGGACUGGACGAGUUCUUCGACCGGAAGGACGUCGAAAUCUGGGUACAUGAAAAGGAAUUGACCAAUGCUUUCUGGUCGGUCGCAACCGGCGCAGAUAGUGGCGUGUAUCUGGAGCAUUAUCUAAAAUUAUCGCUGAACUGGAAGACCUUCAAUGACCAGACGCUCGACUUCUGUCAGGGCAUCACGCUGCACCAUCUCCCCGGCCACACCGAUGGGCUGAUUGGGAUGCAGAUCAAUAUGAUCAACACGGGCACAUUUUUUUUCAUCAGUGAUCACUGCCAUGUCAUCGAGAAUUGGCGCGAUGGGAUCCCUCAAGGCUGGUUGGCGCGCGAUCAUCCGUCUUGGUUUCGGAGUACGCAGCGGCUCAAGCAACUGCAGCGCAUCACCAAGGGACGGGUGAUUCCAGGGCAUGACAAGGGCAUCUUUUUGGAUCUUCAGAAAGAGGCAGAUGUAUUCACCUGACUGGGGAUUGGCUGAUGUCAGGAUGUUGGCCAGAGAAACCCCCACCAUCUCGGUGUAAGCAGGCCACUCGCCGAGAACGGCUGUAGCGUCCCGGGCCUGAUACUUCGAUACUUAUGUCAAUGAUAGCCUUUCC